AUGCCGGAGAUUGGCGAAGUUGCACGAAUCGUCCAUUACCUGCGAAAACAUCUCGUUGGACGCACGGUCAAAUCAUGCAAGGCUUUCAACGAUGACAUUGUUUACGGCAAAGUUGGUUGCAGUGCAGAUGCAUUCAGCAAGGCCGUCGAAGGAAAGAAGGUGUUGGGCGCCGGACAGCAGGGCAAGUAUUUCUACUUGACCUUCGACUCGCCGCCGCAUUCCGUCAUGCACCUUGGAAUGACUGGAUGGAUCAAAUUCUCGACAGAGGAAACUUUCUAUUAUAAACAAGCGGUCGAAGAAGAUAAAGAGCCUGAGCAAUGGCCUCCGAACGAGAAGUGGACAAAGUGGCUUAUCAAAUGCGACAAGGAGGGAGGGAGAGAACCAGUAGAAGUUGCAUUCGUCGAUGCAAGACGGCUCGGCAGGAUACGAUUGAUUGACUGCGAAGCGGACAAAAUCAGGAGAGAGUCUCCGUUGAAGGAGAACGGUCCAGAUCCGGUCAUCGACAAAGACACGCUUACCGUCGAUUGGUUGAGUGAACUGCUAAAUCGAAAGAAAGUGCCCAUCAAAGCACUUCUGCUGGACCAGGCCAACAUUUCUGGAGUCGGCAACUGGGUUGCUGAUGAGAUUCUCUAUCAAGCUAGAAUACAUCCUGAGCAAUACUGUAACACGUUCGAUGAGGAUCAGAUAAACCGCAUCCACGAUUCUCUCAUAGGCGUGUGCACGACAGCAUGUGAAUUACUCGCUGAUAGCUCCAAGUUCCCGGAAGACUGGUUGAUGAAAUACAGAUGGGACAAAGGCAAGAAGGAGAAGAAUGUCCUUCCCAACGGCAACAAGAUCGAACAUUUGACGGUAGGAGGAAGGACAUCCGCGAUCGUGCCAGCGGUGCAGAAGAAGACCGCUGCAGUAGCAGGAGACAUCAAUGGAGAUGAGAGCAAGAAACCUGCGUCGAGCAAGAAGCGGAAGAGCAGGAAAGAGGAUGAUGACGAGGACGAGGUUGAGCAUGAAUCAGAGAAGGUCAUCCCAGCUAAGAAAGGAAGGGGCGGAAGAAAGCAAAAAGUCGAGAAGUCCAGAGUCAACGAAAAUAUUGAGUACAAGGCAAAGAUAGGUGGCAGGCAGAAAAAAGUCAAGACUGAGCUGGAUAAAGAAUUGAAACAAGAGCAGCGUCUUGAAGAUGGGCCAGAAGAAACACCUAAACCCAAGUCGACAAAGGACAAGAAGAUCAAAUCCGCAUUGAAAGACGAGGGCAACUCAAGGAGGUCUUCGAGGAGCAAGGGCAAAUCAUGA
Molecule: messenger RNA, 1284 nt
Organism: Pseudocercospora fijiensis CIRAD86
Lineage: Eukaryota; Fungi; Ascomycota; Dothideomycetes; Mycosphaerellales; Mycosphaerellaceae
Exons: 3
Coding region: 1-1284 (427 amino acids)
Biological process (GO): base-excision repair
Cellular component (GO): nucleus
Molecular function (GO): zinc ion binding; damaged DNA binding; DNA-(apurinic or apyrimidinic site) endonuclease activity
Source: RefSeq, a predicted model, not a curated record